Molecule: messenger RNA, 1845 nt
Organism: Phoenix dactylifera (date palm)
Lineage: Eukaryota; Viridiplantae; Streptophyta; Magnoliopsida; Arecales; Arecaceae
Product: NAC transcription factor 56
Biological process (GO): regulation of DNA-templated transcription; system development
Molecular function (GO): DNA binding
Source: RefSeq, a predicted model, not a curated record
CUCCCCUUCCCCAGAGUCCCCACGGCCUGAUGCCAGCCCGACCACCCCCCACCCCUUCGAAUCCCCUUUAAAACAUCCAAUGGAAGAAUGACAAUUCCAUGCCUCUAUCUCCUCUCUCUUUUCUUGGCCUGACCACCUAGUUUCUUCGCACCAGGACUUAGAUAAAAGACAGGAGACAGGGGAUACCGUUCCGAUCGGGGACUUUUUUGGCGGCAUCCCCGUCGCCGGCAUGGAGAGCACCGACUCUUCAUCGGUCUCGCUGCAGCAGCAGCCUCAGCUCCCCCCGGGAUUCCGGUUCCACCCCACAGACGAGGAGCUGGUGGUUCACUACCUCAAGCAGAAAGCCGCCUCUGCGCCCCUCCCCGCCACCAUCAUCGCCGAGGUCGAUCUCUACAAGUUCGACCCUUGGGAACUCCCAGGCAAGGCCAACUAUGGAGAACAGGAGUGGUAUUUCUUCAGCCCCAGGGACCGCAAGUACCCCAACGGAGCGCGGCCUAACCGAGCCGCGCCGUCCGGCUACUGGAAGGCGACGGGUACGGACAAGCCCAUUCUGACCUCAGGAGGGGCUCACAAGGUCGGGGUGAAGAAAGCCCUCGUCUUCUACGGCGGCAAGCCCCCCAAAGGGAUCAAGACUGACUGGAUCAUGCAUGAAUACCGGCUGGCCGACAGCAGUCCCGGUAGCACCUUCAGACCGCCCGGCAGCGCCGCCGGCAGCAAGAAGAGCUCUCUCCGGUUAGAUGAUUGGGUCUUGUGCCGCAUCUACAAGAAGAACAGCACCAACAGCAACAACGCACGGCUGGUGGACCGUGACAGGGAAGACUCCAUGGAUGAUAGGAUGGCUCCGCCAGCAUUGACACAGCAGCCGGCCAUCAGCACGCAGCCAAACCCAAGACCUCAACAUCAGAGAGCUCCUAACAACUACACCGCACUGCUCGACAGUGAUGAGACUUUCUUCGAGGGGCUGCUCACCACCGGGGAUGUCCUGCCAACCAAUCGCAUGACCCAGUUGGCUGGUGGCCCAAGGCCUAAGCUGGACCUCUCCACCAUUCCAACCAACAACAGCACCCGCCCCCCGAAACGAGCCCUCACUUCCCCAUACUGGAGCGAUGCAGGGAGGGUCACACCACCGCCACCCAAGAGAUUCCAAGCCUGCAACAACGGCAGCAGCAGCAGCAACUGCACCGCCACCACCAACAACAACACCAGCAGCGGCAGCAACAGCAGCGCCGCCAACAACAGCAGCAGCAGCAACAGCAACAGCAACCACGUCGUCCACACGAUCGCGGCGCUCCUCAAUCAGUUCCCCCAGGGUGCGGCCUACCAACCCCAAACGAUUCUAGGUUCGCUUGGGGACGGCAGUGCCAUCUUCCAGCAGCCGUACCAGCUCUCCGGCGCGAACUGGAGCUCCUUAUAGGAAAAGUUCCGGUGGUGUGUGUCGUUUCCUUCCUAAGUCCAUUCAUAUGUACAUAAGAUAUGCAUAAUCGCAGAAGGGGGAAUAGCGGAAUAGCUGCUGAUACUAGAAAGCCACCAUCUGGGUUGGAUACGUGUCAGCUCUAUGAAGCACAGGGGCCCGGUGACGUAGUGCUUGCUUUUCGAUUGUGCAACCAGAGAUUCGGGUACGAUCUACCCGGUUGUUUAUAAAGACAGGAAGUAUUCAGUCUCGUUUUUACAGUAAAAUAUACCGGGUUCCGUUAACGUAGUGGAUCUGUUUCGGUGAGUUUCAGGUGGGAUCGAUUUGCUCUUAUUGUAUAUCUUGAUGCUGUACACUAUAAAUUUAUAUAAACCUUAUUCACGUAGAUAUAAAUUUACAUACAUAUAUAUACAAGUACAUGUGUUUCUUCUCUA